This is a messenger RNA of [Candida] anglica, 4491 nucleotides long. The record is from the annotation of a GenBank genome assembly. NCBI's taxonomy places the organism in Eukaryota, Fungi, Ascomycota, Pichiomycetes, Serinales, Debaryomycetaceae.
UGAUUAUACUCCUACUCGGUGAUUGCUGGCAUCAUAAAUAGAUAGAAAUAUUUAUUAGAUGACACUAAGUGAGGCAAUAGAAAAGUUGUACUUGGUGCAUAUAUCGCUGCAAGAAACGGCACCAAGCGCGCCAGAAUGUUACAUAAUAGCCGAACACGACAAAGAAGGAAUUUUGAACUAAAAUUGAAUACGACCGUAGAAUUACGAACUCCUUGAAUAAACAAAUAUCUGUAAUAUUCAGCAUUGAUUAAUAUUUCACCUAUACAUAUAUAUUCCUAGUCAAAAAUAUUGGUUAAUUUAGUCUUUGAAUCACUUAGUCAUUCGAAUGUUACAAUUUCUAUACAAAGGUCAGUUUAUGUGAUCACGUGACAUGAUUGUAAAACAGUGAUGGAGUGCAGAUAAACUUUGGUAACUCCCUAACUGCUGAUACUAACACAAAAUCGAAUAGAUGCAGAAACAUCCCCUAAAUUGAUCUGAUACACCUAAUCUACCACCCUAAUACAUCCACAUAAAUAAAAGUUUCCCUUUCAAAAGAAGGAUAGAUAUUGAUAUAUUUUAUGAUAUUAUUCAUAUAUUUAUACUCAAUUCCUAUUUAAGCUUUUAUAUAAAGGAGAAGCUAAUCUAUCUAAUUCUUUUUAUUAUUGAGAUAUAUUACAUCGCAGCACCCCCUAAGGUAAAUCUUAUCUUCAAUUAUUACUUUUUUUAGAGAUGAGAUAUAAAGCAACAUAUAUGGUGUCUAGUAUAUCUAGGCUUCCAACGUUUGCAGGAAAAUCCAUGACCAACGUAAUGGUGAUGAGAAAUGUCGAUUCCUCCUGUUUAUUACUUAGAAGUGUACACACCAAGAUCUAUGAUGGGGUACCAUUACUUACCCAAUCUCGGCAUUUAGCAACAUCCACAGGGAAUGAAGAUGAAGAUUAUGAAAUUGAUCUUAUAUCUAUGAAGAAAACUCCGAAAGCAAUCCAAAGAAAGAAAAAGGGAUUUGUUGAUCCAAAUGUGUUCAGGAGUAAACCCCCAGUAAAUGACACUAAAUCCGAAACUUUAGUACUUACGCCAGAUGAUUUGAACCAAAUUGAAUCUUUUGCAAAGGAAAAUAGAGCUGUCUUAGAAGAGUUUCAGAUAUUUUUACGGAAUUUAGACAAUACGGAUACCAUUUUAGGCAUCAAUCACUUGAAAAUAUCUGAGAUUGAAGAGUAUCUCAAAUUAUUUACACAAUCAGUUAAAGAUGGUGAAAUUGAUUCCGUCAGUUUAGAAGAAUGUGAAUACUCAUUAAAUGGGCUAAAUAAUUUGAAAGAUUCAUCUCUUGUUCCAGAAAAAUUAAAUGAGUUUUUACAACAAGAAAUUGCCAAAUACUUUUAUUUUGACUUUGGUGCUUGGAAAUUCAUCCCAGAGAUUCGAAACGUAUCAAAAUUUACUGAUUUGAAAAAGUCAAAGGCUAAUGAGAUAGCCAAUAUUCUUGAACACGAAUUGAAUCAAUUCAAGAGUCUUGAAGUACAUGAGUUGGGAGAAUCCGGGGAAAUAGGUGAAGAUUAUUUUAUGGCUUUGAUCCAAGUCAAAAGAUAUGAAGCGUUAAAAGAAUUCUUACUGCAAUUUGAUACAAUUCCUCUUGGUUUGGCUUAUAUAGCUGAAGAUCCAAAGUCUGAGUUGAUCGCUGAAAAAUUCGCUAGUCAAAGGCAAGAUAUUUCUCAUCUUUCUCAACAUAAGCUGGUCUUAUCUUAUGUGAAGAGAGACAUUCUUGGUGGUAAACUGUUUGCUGAUUUAAGACCCGAAGAACUUUUAAAUAUUCUCUAUCAAAAUAGGAAGGAUACAGAAGAUUGUAAACUCUUAUUUGAUGAAAUGUUUAAUUUGCUUGGGUCAGGUAGGUUUGCUAAUUUAGAAUUAAGUAUGAUUGAUAAAAUUUGCGAGGCUAAUGAUGACCUGUUGAUUAUGAGACAAUUUCUUAUUCAAAGAGAUUUUGCUCAUGUUAAACUGCGUUUAUCUGACGUUCAUGGACCAACUGUACGGAAUAUUAUCCUGUAUUAUACUGAUGUUUCCUCGAAAAGUCCUAGUUCGAAAUUAACUGAGGAGCGUUUAGAUCACCUUGCAUCAGAUAAAAGAGAACUUGAACAGAUUGUUUAUGAUAUGCAACAUUGUAAAAUUGAUGAAAUUGAAAAUUUAUCAAUUCUGGCUGAAAAUAUUUUCCACGUUUGGGUUUCUAAGUAUGAUCACGAAAGAAGUUUGCACCCUCGUGAAUAUACUGAGAUCCCUGACGAUCUGCAAAUUUAUAAAUAUGUCGAUCAACUUGAAACUUUUAGAGUCGACUGGUUGUGUAAUCAAGAUUUUGGCGAACUUGAAGAAGAUUAUAUAAUGGAUGAACUUGAUGAGUUCAUUGAGACGUUGGGAUUAGAUCAAAAGUUGGAAUUCCGUAAGUUGAAAAAUCAAUUGGACAUAUUAUUUUCUAUCAAUUAUGGAGAUACGUCAGUUCUUGAUACUUUAAUCCACAGUCAAUCCGUAUUCAACAACUUUGAGAAGAAAAUAGUAAAAGAAAAUGAAAAGUCUACAUCAAAUACCACAUAUUUUCAAGUUCCAGAAGGAUUUGCAUUGGAAGAAUAUGUUAACGAAUUGAUUACUUUACAAAAGACAUUAGGUUCGAAUUUUGCAAGUAUUGAUUGUAAAUCAAUAUUACAAUCUUUACAAGGAAUAAUUGAUGAAAUUCCUGAUUCAAACCCUGAAAAAGUUUUAUAUCGUAAACUAUUCCGGAAUCUUACAAUUCUAUUCAAAUAUAACAAUGAACAUGCAUUUGUUUUAGAUCAAGUUAUAUUGAAUUCAAAAGUAUUCAAGGAAUUUGAAUUGAAGCAUGAACGUAUACGUUCAAAUGAAUCACAUGAAAUAGAUCCAGCAUUGGUAGAAACUUUUGAACUUGUCCAGAAGCAUGCUGAGACAUUGAAACAAAUUCGCGAGUAUAAUAAUUGGGGAUCAUUCACUGUGGCAGAAUUUGCCAGAAUCUCAACUGAAGAUUUCAAUAUCGCUCUUAAAGCUUGUUUAUCUAAAGUUGAACAGAAUGAAACUUAUAAUGUUCCAAUGUUCAAAUUUGUUAUUUCCUCACUUCAAUCAUUGAAUCCGCAAGUUGAGAAGUUCCCAUUAUUUUUGUACUCAUUGGUUGAUAAAGCAAAGAAUGGCUACUCGAUUUUAGAAUUGGGUGAUGUUGAAGAGCUCUAUAAAAACUGUAAAGGUUCGGUGCCUCCAAUUAAGGUUAAGGCUGUUUCCAUGCAAGAGAAAGAUCAUUUAUUUACAGAUGCAGAACAAGCAAAGGAAAAUAAGUUUGAUAUUCUGGACUUCAUGACUAGUAGGGCAACUCUCAAGGAUAAUGGUUUCUCUAUUAAAAAUGUCACUUAUAAUGACCCUGAACACGUUAGUUCAAAAAUUCCCAAGGGUAAUAAACCACUCGAAGAAAAUACUUUUUUCACAGUCCAAGAACAACAAGAGAAAAUAUUGAAAGAAAAGUACAAUUACCCUCGUGAAAAAGUAACCGAAGAUGAAGAAUUGGAAUCAUUAACUGCUGAAAACAUUAGAAAAAGUUAUCGUCAGGAAACAUCAAUUGCUAAUGAUACAUCUGUGGAAAACUUGGAGGGAUUUUUAAGGAAUGCCAAAAAGGAAAAAGAGUUAAAAAAAGAAAGGAAAUUUCGUGAAAGUAAAGCAUACGAUUGGAGUACUAGUAUGUGUAACUCUCACAGAUCGUUGGAAUCUGGAAACUUUUUCAGUCCGCUUUCCUCGUUUGGUGGAGACUCUAGUAGGUUAUUAUUCCCUGAACCUUCAGCUUCAAGGGGAAGAAAAGAGUAUUUACUCUGGACUGGUAAUGGAUCAAGCAUUAAAUCCUCUGUUAACCCACUUGGGCCAAAUCAUAUUGAAGAAGAUAUGUUCACAGUGUUGAAUAAGUUUCCUAGGCAUGAUUUACACAAGUUGAUUAAGAAUGUGAAGAAACAACAGAGAAGAAAUUGGAAGAUCAUUGGAGGUGGAGGUGACGGAGAGAAAUUGUUGGUUUUCGCUCGUGACAGUAAUGAGAAGAGAGAUUGGAUCUUUUCUAAGCUAAGAACUCUUCUUGCUGGUACGGGUGCAAUGUUUCUUUCGUUGGUAGGGAUUAACUGGUGGUUAGGGGAAAAAUUAGAAGAAGUCUCCUAUGGACCAGUUAAUCAAAUUCCUUCUACAGAAAUUGCGGUUAUUGGUAACGGUCCAGAAGAAACUGUGGUGAGUAUCCCAGUUCUGGAUGGUACUGACCCUGUGGAAGUGAAGAAAUCAACGUCGUGGAAGAGCUGGCUCUGGAGUUCAAGACUGUAGAUUUUAUUUUAUAUUUGGGAAAUGGUGGGAAAGCUGGUUCUUGAAGGGAAAGCUUAUUGGUAUCAUUGGAAAGGAUAAACCGUGGAAAGGUUUUUGUGGUUAGCGGAAUGUGUGUGGAGAGUUAAAGUUUGAUUUUUUAUUUAGAUUGUUUUCACUUUAAAUAUUUGUUUAUGUUUUCAA